Stomoxys calcitrans (stable fly) is the source of this 327-nucleotide messenger RNA. Its product is annotated as crustapain-like. The transcript has 2 exons. The coding region runs from base 7 to 264 and encodes 85 amino acids. The record is from RefSeq and is a predicted model, not a curated record. NCBI's taxonomy places the organism in Eukaryota, Metazoa, Arthropoda, Insecta, Diptera, Muscidae.
GCAAUAAUGGCAAAGUUGACAGAUGCCGAAUGGGAAGCGUAUAAGAAGCAAUUCAAUAAAUCAUAUGCCGAUCAAGAAGAAGAUGCAAUGCGGCGUGAGUUGGUGGCCAAAAGUAAGCAGUUCAUUGGGGAACACAAUAAAAAGUUCGAGGCAGGCGAAAUUAGAUACACCUGUGGCUUAAAUCAUUUAUCCGAUCUUAAGCCUGAGGAAUAUAAUGUUCCUGUAGAGGAAAUGAAAGACAUCAUGCUUGAAACAUUGGGAUAAAAAAGGAGUUGUUAUAAUAAGAGUUAAAAAAAAAAAACAAGUGGAGCUUAUAGCGAAAACAUG